AGAUUUUUUUUCCGGUAUGAACAUUUGCAGCUCACGCAAACAACAAAUAGACUCAAAUCAAAAGCCCCAUCAUCAAUCUCCUUUCCUCUGUAAGUACCAAAUGGAUUCCCAGCUCCCCCUCCCCCAUGAGAGGAGUCCUGCUGCCACCCUUUGGCUUCUUCACCGAAUCACCGCCAUUGCUCUUGUCGCCUGCCUCAUUUCCGGUGCGCAAGGGGCUCUUGGGAAUGAGACCGACCGACUUGCUCUAGUGGAAUUCGAGGCAAAUAUUGUUGACCCCCUCGGGGUCUUGAGCUCAUGGAACUCCAGCCACCAUUUCUGUCAGUGGUUCGGAGUUACUUGUGGCCAAAGACACCAGAGAGUCACCCGGUUAGAAUUGUAUUCCCAAGACCUAUCGGGGACUAUAUCCCCUUAUAUUGGGAACCUGAGCUUCCUGAGGGUGCUCAAUCUCAAAAACAACAGCUUCCAGUCGACGGUUCCCCUCGAAGUCAGUCAUUUGUCGAGGUUGCGCACUCUGUUCCUCAAUAACAACUCGCUCAGCGGAACGAUUCCUCCAAGCCUGUCCAAUUGCUCCAAUCUCGUCAACAUCGACCUCAGUAAUAACAUCCUAGAAGGGCAGCUACCGUUAGAUCUUGGCUCCUUGUCCAAGCUCAAAUGGCUCAGAGCUCAGUACAAUGAGUUGAACGGGGUGAUCCCGGCUUCAGUUGGAAACUUGACAUCUCUAGAGUCCUUUUAUUUGGAAAAUAACAAGUUUGAGGGUAAGAUUCCAGAUACUCUGGGCAACUUGAGAAACUUGAGGGUUCUUUCUCUUUGGGAUAGUAAUUUAGUGGGCAAUAUCCCUUCAUCAGUCACCAACAUUUCUUCCAUGGAAAUUCUUGAUGUGAGUGGUAACCGAUUAGCGGGUACCUUGCCAUUGGACUUGGACAUCACUCUUCCAAAUAUCCAAUUUUUCUCUAUUGCCAUAAACCAGUUCUUCGGACCUAUCCCCAGAUCCAUAUCCAACAUGUCUCAGCUAACUCAUUUUCAAAUUGGAUUCAAUAAUUUCACAGGGGAUGUGCCAUCUUUCCAAAAGAUGAGUAACCUCUUCGCUUUCUAUGUGCGUAAUAGUUAUCUAGGAAGUGGGCAGGCUAAUGACAUCGACUUCCUCUGCUCAUUGACGAAUUCCACAGCUCUUGUUAAUAUAGAUAUAGGUCGGAACAAUUUCGGAGGGGCAAUACCCAGAUGCAUCGGUAACCUGUCCAUCACUCUGGGCAUGAUCGGGUUGGAUCACAAUGCUUUAUCUGGAACCAUGCCGAGUAGCAUUGGGAAUCUCAUAAAUCUGGAGUUUUUGGACGUAUCGUUCAACAAGAUUUCAGGUACCAUUCCUCCUGAAAUUGGAAACCUUAAAAAGAUGAACCAAUUGGAUCUUGGAUUCUGUGAGUUCACUGGGCAGAUUCCACACACCUUUGGGAAUUUGACAAUGUUGACUCUCCUCCAUUUAAGCAGGAAUAGUCUUCAGGGGACCAUACCUUCGUCUUUGGGCAACUGUCAGAGAUUAUUAUUAGUAGAUCUUGCAAAUAACAAGCUUGCUGGUGUCAUACCCCCUGAGAUUAUGAGCCUCUCUUCUCUAUCAAUCUAUGUCAACUUCUCGGACAACUAUUUGGCCGGAGAGCUUCCCAAGGAAAUUGGAAACCUGAAAAAUCUCGGUGCACUGAAUCUCUCUGGGAACAACUUGUCAGGAGAAAUCCCAAGUAGUCUGGGUAGCUGUAUAUCAAUGGAGUAUUUAUACAUGCAGGAAAACAUGUUUACAGGUCCCAUCCCUUCAACUCUGAGUUCCUUGAGCGGGAUUUCUGUAUUGAACCUCUCCCACAACAGGCUCUCCGGUCAAAUUCCUGAGUUCUUGAAGGACCUUAAUCUUGCAAGUUUGGAUCUGUCUUUCAAUAAAUUUGAGGGCAACAUGCCAAUGGGAGGAGUGUUUGCGAAUACUGGCGCAACAUCGGUUGUGGGAAAUGAGAAGAUUUGUGGGGGUCUACCAGAAUAUCGGCUACCCAAAUGUAAGUCAACCGAUAGAUCAACUAAUGGGAGAGUGAGAAUUGUUCUAAUAUGCACGGUGUCAGGAAUUUUGGCAGCAAUUUUGGUGAUCUCAUUACUUUGUUUCCUCUGGCAUAGGAAACAGAUGAAACAGAGGAAAUCAGUUGCUUCUAGCACCUCAAACGACGGGUAUCUGAAGCUUUCUUAUCAAGACCUACUUAAAGCAACUGAUGGGUUCUCCUCCGCCAAUCUAAUUGGGACCGGUAGUUUUGGAUCUGUGUUCAGAGGGAUAGUUGCUUUGGAUCAGACAAAUAUUGCAGUGAAAGUGCUCAAUCUUGAUCGUCAUGGAGCAUCAAAGAGCUUCACUGCAGAGUGUGAGGCCUUGAAAAACAUCAGGCAUCGGAAUCUUGUUAAGGUACUCACAGCAUGUUCGGGCUCCGAUUACCAGGGCAAUGAUUUCAAGGCCUUGGUAUACGAGUUCAUGUUCAAUGGGAGCUUAGAUGAGUGGCUGCAUCCACCAGUCGGGACCAGUGUAGAGAGAGAGGGCAAACCAAGGCAAUUAGAUCUUGUCCAGAGAGUGAAUAUCGCAGCAGAUGUUGCUUGUGCUCUAGAUUAUCUCCAUCAUCUGUGUGAAACACCCAUAGUGCACUGCGAUCUAAAGCCGAGCAACAUCCUCAUUGAUGGUGAAAUGACUGGCCAUGUAGGUGAUUUUGGGCUGGUCAGGUUCAUGCCAGAAGCCACUAUGGAGAUGAUUUCUGAUCAAACAAGCUCCAUAGGAGUAAAAGGAUCUCUCGGCUAUAUCGCGCCUGAGUAUGGAGCGGGAGCUAGGGUGUCAACUGAUGGAGAUGUGUACAGCUACGGCAUCCUCAUACUGGAGAUGUUCACAGGGAAGAGGCCCACCGAUGACAUGUUUAUUGAUGGGUUGAACCUUCAUUCCUUUGCUAAGGCAGCUUUCCCGAAGCAGGUUCUGCAGAUAAUUGAUCCCGUCCUGCUUGGGGAGAGCCAAGAUAUGGAUGAUGGUCAAUAUAUCAGCAGAACCCGGAGUAGUCACGAGAGCUUCUGUAAGAUUCAAGAGUGUUUAGAAUCUAUCGUGGAGAUAGGAGUGGUCUGUUCUUCCGAAGCUCCAAGAGACAGGAUGAGCAUGCGCAAUGUUGCAGCUGCUGUACAGGCAAUUCGCCAGAAGCUUCACGAAGUUUGAGUAAACUGAAGACAGUCAAAAUGGGAAUCGAUUUGUACGCGUUUGAAGUACUGUGGGAAUCGAUUAGUUUCAUUGGACCAAUGGUUUUGGUAAUGUAAAUUGAAGUACCGGACCAAUGUUUUCCUUACAAGUGAUUUUCUGGUUCUGUAGAUUUUUGUAAUUUCCUAAAUUUAUAUGUGUGAACUCCUUGUUGCGAAAUUACUUGUUUCACAAUAGGCUCUAAUUCGACUCUUAUACACUCUUUUUUUAUCCUCCUAA
Molecule: messenger RNA, 3463 nt
Organism: Punica granatum (pomegranate)
Lineage: Eukaryota; Viridiplantae; Streptophyta; Magnoliopsida; Myrtales; Lythraceae
Source: RefSeq, a predicted model, not a curated record